This is a messenger RNA of Penicillium verrucosum, 1092 nucleotides long. RefSeq lists its product as uncharacterized. NCBI's taxonomy places the organism in Eukaryota, Fungi, Ascomycota, Eurotiomycetes, Eurotiales, Aspergillaceae. The transcript has 4 exons. The coding region runs from base 1 to 1092 and encodes 363 amino acids. The record is from RefSeq and is a predicted model, not a curated record.
AUGACGCCAUGCUCCAAGGCACAACUUGUCCUCAAGGAGAUGGCAAAUGGGGGCAGCAAUGCCAUUAUCAUCACCACAGCCGUUUUGUUGGGCUUUUCGCUAAUCACUAUCUGUCUCCGGUGUUUUGUCCGGCUGAAAAUUGUGAAGUCAUUUGGAUCCGAUGAUGUGUUGUUGGUAACGGCGGCAGUUUUUAAUGUGGUAUUCGCUGUAUGUGGAAUCGUGGGCGCCUUGCAUGGGAUGGGAAAGGCGCCGGCGUAUUUAAGUCAUAGACCGGACGAUGUUCGCCGCGGGUUGCUGUGUUGGUGGCUAGGACAAAUAUUUUACGUAUUUACUUGCACCAUUGCAAGACUAUCUAUUGCCACCACCCUUCUACGUCUUACGAUCCAGCGCAUCCAUUUGUGGGUUCUUUACGGUAUUAUGGUGAUUUCGACUGCGAUGGGAACCGUCUUUCUUUUCUUCACAAUCUUCCAAUGUCGCCCAGUCGCACAUUAUUGGAAUCGAUCAUCAACGAAAGGCCGCUGCCUCGACAUAAACAUUCUGCUUGGUAUCGUCUAUAUGUACAGUGGGGUGGUGGCAGCAUGCGAUUUCACCAUUGGCUCCUUACCUAUUUUCAUGGUCAGGAGGCUUCAAAUGAAGCGUGGAACGAAAUUCGCCGUGUCGGCAAUUUUGGGACUUGCUUAUAUGUUCGUAUGCUCUAUUUCCCCUCUUAUCCUAGAGCUUAUGCUGAUAAUGAGCAGAGCUAGCGUGGCUGUCAUAGUCCGUAUCCCAUUUCUGCAUUACGCAGGUAGACCAGACUUCCUUUGUGAGUUGAUUCAUAUCGUCCACAUACCUCUUCCGUCUAAUUUAGCAGACGAAACAACACAGAUUUCGAUAUGGUCGAAUGUAGAAGCCAGUUUAGGGAUUGCUGCCGGUAGCCUAAUGACGCUUCGACCUUUGCUUCGAGUUUUAUCAAAUUCGGGUUCAUCAGUAACGAACCAGCCCAGACGCGUUACUUCUUUUCCGAUGCUGAGUAGUUGUUCUGAUGGCGAGGACCUUCAAUCGCCCUGCGAAUGCCAAACUCACUCUUAUAAUUGCGGUCAAUUUGCAAAUUAA